CCAGGCUCGGCUCCGCACGUAGGGCUGCGCUCUGUUUACGGACGGCAGGUUAUAAAUCCGCUGCUCACACAGCCGCCGCUCGUAGAUUAGCACUAGGCUGCUGGCUGGCUAGUGAGGGGAGUGUUGUGCAGGCCAUAUACACUAAGACAAUAGCGGGUUCCUGCCUUCUUCGUAUCUGAGACUUUUGUGGAUUUUUUUGUGUUUUGUUUUGGAAAUUGUUACUGGUACUGUGAAGAAAAAAAAAAUGGUUCAGAACAAGAUUGCAGAGCUGAAAGGUUUCCAUCACUCCUUCAAGGGUCAGACUCCCUUUGAUGGAUUUUGUGAUGACACUGAGCCAUCUCAUAUUGAGAAGGUGUUUAAUUUUGACUGUCCUGGAAGACCUGACAUGCCCUCAAGUAAACCCAUUGACAUCCCAGACGCAAAGAAAAGAAACAAAAAGAAAAAACGAUGUCGGGCCACAGACAGCUUCAGUGGCAGGUUUGAAGAUGUUUACAAGCUGAACGGAGAGAUGUUGGGGGAGGGGUCUUUUGCCAGGGUACAGACCUGUGGAAAUCUAAUCACCAAUAAAGAGUAUGCUGUGAAGAUUAUUGAGAAACGACCGGGCCACAGUCGCAGUCGGGUGUUCCGUGAGGUGGAGAUGCUCUAUCAGUGUCAGGGACACAGGAACAUUCUUGAACUUAUUGAAUUCUUUGAAGAUGAGGACAAGUUCUACUUAGUUUUUGAAAAAAUGGAAGGAGGGUCUAUAUUAACGCACAUACACAGACGUAAGCACUUCAACGAACGGGAAGCCAGUAUUGUUGUCCAUGAGAUAGCAAGUGCAUUGGACUUCCUCCACAACAAAGGUAUGGCCCACCGCGACUUGAAGCCGGAGAACAUCUUGUGUGAAAACCCAGAGCAGCUCUCUCCUGUAAAGAUCUGUGACUUUGACCUGGGAAGUGGGAUAAAACUGAAUGGAGACUGUUCCCCCAUUUCGACCCCUGAACUUCUGACGCCGUGUGGCUCUGCAGAGUACAUGGCCCCGGAGGUUGUGGAGGUGUUUAACGAGGAGGCUUCAAUCUACGAUAAACGCUGUGACUUGUGGAGUCUGGGUGUUAUAUUGUACAUCAUGCUCAGCGGCUAUCCACCCUUUGUAGGAAACUGUGGUACAGACUGUGGUUGGGACCGCGGUGAGGCGUGCCCGUCUUGUCAGAAUAACCUAUUUGAGAGCAUCCAGAAAGGGAAAUAUGAAUUCCCUGACAAAGACUGGGCUCACAUCUCUUUUGGUGCCAAGGACCUCAUUACGAAGCUCCUCGUCAGAGACGCCAAGAAGAGAUUGAGUGCAGCACAGGUGCUGGAGCACCCAUGGGUGCAGGGGCACGCACCAGAGAACACCCUGCCAACUCCCCGUCUCCUCCAGAGGAACAGCAGUGCCAAAGAUCUCACGUAUUUUGCAGCCGAGGCAAUCGCCGUCAACAGGCAGCUCACCCAGCACGAAGAAAAUCAGGACGAGGAGAGUCAGCCGAUCCUCAUCAAAGCUACCUCAUGUUCCAUGCGGCUGUCUCCUCCCUCCGAAUCUAAACUGGCCAAACGGAGACAGAAGACGAGUGCAAUCCACCCAGCCAAUCAGCAGCUGUUGCCACCCUUGGUCCUGGUUGACAAUUGCGCGUGAUGUCAUUUACUCCCUGAAACACAACAGCAAUUAAGCCAGGGCCUACUGGCUGGCUUCCAAUUCUGGCAAUAUUACAAUACUGCUUCACACAAGAAGGAGCUGUUUACAGCAUUGGAAACCUGUAAAGGGUUGUUUGCAAUUAUAAAAUGCUUAAGAGUCCAAACAGCUGAGAAGCUGAGCAAGAAUUUAAGCACCUGUCUCUUCACCAAAGGAAUGUUUUCUUUUUUUUUAAAAAAAAGCAGUUUUUAAGCUUGUACUGUGAUCACCUCCAUAACAAUUGUGGUUUUAUUUUAGCUGCUUUUUUUCACUGUUAGCUUGGGCUACUGAGACUGAGCUGUGUGUCUGCGUUUCCAGCAGUUCCUAUUCUUUCCAUUGUCUUCCCUGGGCACUGGCAGAGGGGGCGGGGGAGGGAGGGCUGGCUGGAUUUAGAAGGAUUCGGCUGCAUAAGGCUUGGGAGACUAGAGGCACCAAACACCCACCGAAAUGUAGUGUACUCUACAGCUUAUUUAAAAACAAAAAAAACAAGGCUACUUAUGCAUACCAGAGGACGGUGUGCAAGAGAGAUUUUUUGUAUACUGUUUUUUUUUUAAAAAAAACUCUAGUUGUGAAUCCAACUUCCCUGUCACUGUUUUCCAUUCUUACAGCAUUUUCCGGGAGGGAAAAUGUAUAAAUUCUGUUUCCUUGGUUUCUACCAAAUCACACACUCUUCUGCAGCAGGAGCUGGGGAAAGACCAGAGUAUUAGAGGUGCGGUUGGGACAGGAGAAAGAUUUCGAGGAAAAAGGCAUUCCAGAUACAAAAAUAACAGUAGUCUUUUUAAGGUUUGUGUGAAAUCUUCCAAAUUUUAUCGUGUUUGUGUUCAUUUUGUUUUGCAAAACUCUAGAUGGGCUCUGAAAGUGUCACAUACUGAUUUUUUGCUUUUUUUUUUGAAGCUUUGAAAAGUGGGUGUUAAUGUGUGUUUCUCUGUGCUUGUGGGCCAUCCUUGUUAAUGUGGCGGUUGUGUUCAAAAGUUGCUGAAUGUAUACUUUAAGCUUUUCUCUCUGUUGCUGACUUGAAGUCCCAUUCGGAAGUGUCCAGUGAAAGUGGGCAGAGAGUGGGGGCAGUGGCUUCUCCAUUGCCUUAGGGUACCCCACCUGUAGGGUACCCGCAGGGAAGCUUGUAAGGUGUAGAGUUUAUAUAAACAACCUCUGAGGGGUGGAAAGUGGCUCUGUCUCGGCCACUGAGGAACACGGAGCUGGAGUGUAACAAUCCACUGCCAUAUUAAUAGUGCUUUAGGGCAGAAGCUAGUUCCCAGGUGUGGUCCCAUCUGAGAUCUCCCCACAAAAGGCUGUUCUUUUUAAUGUAAGAAAACAUGUCUCCCUGCUGCACAAACGAAGAAAGCUUCAAAUAUGGUUCACUCAGUCUCAGUCAAGCCUACACUAAGGACAAGUUGCAAUUGGGCACUGGGUUAUUGGAGGGAGCUCUUGCAGAUUGAAAAUGUGAGGGCCUUUGCAGGUGGGAGUGAGUUCGGUGAUGUCAGAAACUUUCUUUAUCAGCUCUGCACAAGGGAAACACUUACGGGGUCACUGAGGGCACUUUGCCAGUGGAGAUGUAACCAUUCAGGGCCCCUGCCAGCAGCCAGUGUGAGGAUGGAAAUGAAUGAGGUCGCAGAGGGCACUUUGCCAGUGGAGAAGUAACAACAUAGUCUGCAGCAUGGGAUUGAAUUAAAACUAUUUCCCUCAUCUUCAAGUAUUUUGAGUGAAAGUACCUCAAAAUGUAACAAUUAUAUAGAAACCAUUUCCUUGUAGGUGUACCUUCUGAUUCUGUUUGCUAUUAUGAAUGGGUUUUCCUUGAAUGGAAGAGUCUGGAAUGAAAGUAUCUUUUGACUGUAACAUUCACUAUUUUGUAGUUACAAGUUUGUCUGUCUUCUAUCUUGAGUCUUCCUGGUGGAAUCUAUGCAAAAAAUAAUUGCAUUGAGGUGAUGUUUGUUGAAGUGAAUGACUUUAAAUUUAGACUUGCCUCUCACUUUGGGAGGACCCGCGGCUGGUGGUGAACCUUCUCAGUUGUGGGAACUAUUUUGGACGUGAAAAUAUUCAGGCAGAAACUUGGAAGCCUUUAAAAUCAAAAAUUUUUGUUCUUCUGAAUGCAGAAGAACGUUGAGUGGAUGAAACUGAAGUCCAAACUCACUCAUUGGAAAUGUGUGAGUGACGGCUUAAAAAUGUCCUUUUAAUGCAAGUUAGAUCCGUUGCCCAAUCUGACUAUUUUCUGAAACAGUAUUAUCAGCGAUUGUAAGGUACUUUAUAGCAGACCGCUGGUAGUACAUGCAGCCAAUUUGAAUUGUUGUACAUUGCUAUUAUGUUUUGCUGAGUAUGACAUGUUCUUGUUGUCUUAUACUAAGACGACUAGAAUUUUGUAAGUGUUGUAUCAUCUCAUUUGAAUGGUGGCCUGUGCUGAGCAGUGGCACAGCUUGGUUUAGUUAAAGCACCAGCCGUAACUGAGCACAGUUGGUAUAUUAGCUGGCUCCUAAGGGGCAUGAAGCAAAAGCACUUUAUACACCAGGUGACUGAUGAGAUUCACUCUGAAACUUCUUACUGUUGUUGCCAGGAUAUUUUGUAUUGUUUUAUAAAAAUUUUAAUAAAUGCUUCAAACUUAAA
Messenger RNA from Hypanus sabinus (Atlantic stingray), 4279 nucleotides. It is a transcript of the gene mknk2b, whose product is annotated as MAPK interacting serine/threonine kinase 2b. Bases 245 to 1648 code for a protein of 467 amino acids. Gene Ontology annotation, cellular component: nucleus; cytoplasm. NCBI's taxonomy places the organism in Eukaryota, Metazoa, Chordata, Chondrichthyes, Myliobatiformes, Dasyatidae. The record is from RefSeq and is a predicted model, not a curated record. The transcript has 14 exons. Gene Ontology annotation, molecular function: calcium-dependent protein serine/threonine kinase activity; ATP binding; calcium/calmodulin-dependent protein kinase activity. Gene Ontology annotation, biological process: protein autophosphorylation; intracellular signal transduction; peptidyl-serine phosphorylation.